Molecule: messenger RNA, 2235 nt
Organism: Malurus melanocephalus (red-backed fairy wren)
Lineage: Eukaryota; Metazoa; Chordata; Aves; Passeriformes; Maluridae
Product: zonadhesin-like
Exons: 2
Coding region: 810-2234 (474 amino acids)
Source: RefSeq, a predicted model, not a curated record
UAACUGGUGUGACAGGUAUAGGUGUGACUGGGGUCACAGGUGUGACAGGUGCAGCAGGUGGAACAGGUGUAGGUGUGACUGGGGUCACAGGUGUGACUGGUGUAGGUGUGACCGGUGUGGCAGGUGGGACAGGUGUGACAGGUGUAGGUGUGACAGGUGUGGCUGGUAUAGCUGGUGUGGGUGUGACAGGUUUGACAAGUGCAGGUGUGACAGGUGUGGCAGGUCUGGGUGUGACAGGUGUGACAGGUGUGGGUGUCACAGGUGUGGGUGGGGCAGGUGUGACAGCUGUGGGUGGGACAGGUGUGACAAGUGCAGGUGUGACAGGUGGGGCAGGUGUGGGUGGGACAGGUGCGACAGGUGUAGGUGGGGUCACAGGGGUCACAGGUGUGACAGGUGUGACAAAUUUGGGUGGCACAGGUGUGGGAGUCACAGGUGUGCAGCUCCAGGUGCUGCCAGCAGCCCCAGAGGUGACCAAUGUCCAGGUGUCACCACGGUUGGAUGUCACCAAUGUGCAGGUGCAGGCCAGGGAGGUGACAGGUGGGACAGGUUUGACUGGUGUUGCUGGGACAGGUGUCACAGGUGUCACAGGUGUGACAGGUGUGGGUGUGACAGGUGUGACAGGUGUGACAAGUUUGGGUGGGACAGGUGUGACAGGUGUGACAGGUGUGGGUGUGACAGGUGUGACAGGUGUGACAAGUUUGGGUGGGACAGGUGUGACAAAUUUGGGUGCCACAGGUGUGGGUGUCACAGGUGUGCAGCUCCAGCUGCUGCCGCUGCCCUCGGAGGUGACCAAUGUCCAGCUCCAGGUGAUGCCACCCCCACCUGAGGUGACCAAUGUCCAGCUCCAGGUGCUGCCACCACCCCCCCAGGUGACCAAUGUCCGGCUCCAGGUGCUGCCACCCCCACCUGAGGUCACCAAUGUCCAGCUCCAGGCCACCGAGGUGACCAACGUCCAACUCCAGGUGGUGCCACCUCCACCUGAGGUGACCGAUGUCCAUCUCCAGGCAGGUGAAGUGACCAAUGUCCAACUCCAGGUGGUGCCACCUCCCCCAGGUGUCACCAACGUCCAGCUCCACGUGGUGCCACCCCCGCCUGAGGUGACCAGUGUCCAGCUCCAGGUGGUGCCACCCCCACCUGAGGUGACCGAUGUCCAGCUCCACGUGGUGCCACCACCUCCAGGUGCCACCAACGUCCAGCUCCAGGUGGUGCCACCCCCGCCUGAGGUGACCAAUGUCCAGCUCCAGGUGCUGCCACCACCUCCGGGUGCCACCAACGUCCAGCUCCAGGUGGUGCCACCCCCACCUGAGGUCACCACUGUCCAUCUCGAGGCCACCAAGGUGACCAAUGCCCACCUGGAGCCCAUGGAUGUGACCAGUGUCCACCUGGGAGCUGCUGAGGAGGUGCUCGAUGUCCACCUGGACACAUCAGAGGUGACCAACGUCCACCUGGAAGUGCCCAGUGUCCACCUGGAGACCACGGAGGUGACCAAUGUCCACCUGGAGACAUCAGAGGUGCCCAGUGGUCACCUGGAGGUGCCCAGUGUCCACCUGGAGACCACAGAGGUGACCAACGCCCACCUGGAGGUGCCCAAUGUCCAUCUGGAGACCACAGAGGUGACCAAUGUCCACCUGGAGGUGCCUGAUGUCCACCUGGAGAUGUCAGAAGUGGCCUCUGACCACCUGGAAGUCACUGAAGAGGUGACCAAUGCCCACCUGGAAGUGACCAGUGCCCACCUGGAAGUGACCAGUGCCCACCUGGACACAUCAGAGGUGACCAAUGCCCACCUGGACACAUCAGAGGUGACCAAUGUCCACCUGGAGGUGCCCAGUGUCCACCUGGACACUUUGGAGGUGUCCAGUGUCCACCAGGAGACCACGGAGGUGCCCUCUGACCACCUGGAGCCUCCUGAAGAGGUGACCAAUGUCCACCUGGAAGUCCCUGAAGAGGUGACCAAUGCCCACCUGGAGCCUCCUGAAGAGGUGACCAAUGUCCACCUGGAGCCUCCUGAAGAGGUGACCAAUGUCCACCUGGAAGUCCCUGAAGAGGUGACCAAUGCCCACCUGGAGCCUCCUGAAGAGGUCACCAAUGUCCACCUGGAGCCUCCUGAAGAGGUCACCAAUGUCCACCUGGAAGUCCCUGAAGAGGUGACCAAUGUCCACCUGGAACCUGUGGAGGUGCCCAGUGCCCACCUGGACACCUUGGAAGUGACCAAUGUCCACCUGGACCCACCCUAGG